Messenger RNA from Sorex araneus (European shrew), 6188 nucleotides. It is a transcript of the gene MCF2L2, whose product is annotated as MCF.2 cell line derived transforming sequence-like 2. Gene Ontology annotation, molecular function: guanyl-nucleotide exchange factor activity. The transcript has 28 exons. Bases 461 to 3658 code for a protein of 1065 amino acids. Lineage: Eukaryota; Metazoa; Chordata; Mammalia; Eulipotyphla; Soricidae. Gene Ontology annotation, cellular component: cytoplasm. The record is from RefSeq and is a predicted model, not a curated record.
GCCACUCCCCAGCCCCGCGCGGUGGGUGGCACCGAGCCCCAGCAUCCCCGAGCCUUCGCUGGCCGCCUCGGCUCCUCGCCGGGGACUGACGCUUCUGCGCGCUCCCCCGCGCGCGGGCCCGGCUGUCUGCCGCCAGAGACCACCCCCCCCCCCAGGAGGCGGCGCCGGACCCCCACCGCCCCGGGACCGCGAAUUCCGAACCCCCUAGGCUCUUUCGGCCCGGGAACGCGGAAGCAGGGCUCCGGCGACAUUGGGGCGAGCGGCGCGAGCCACCCCGCCACUGCCAUUUAUUUCUCUCUCCGCGAGAGCCUGGCGCGGCGCCGGGUGGCCCAACUUCACCUGUAGAAGACCCCUUCCCCCAGCAGGGCGCGGCCGGCGCCCCCCGAAAGCGGCCCCGCCUCGGGGAGCCCCUGGCUUGGUGGCGCACUCGAGGGCGAGCGCAGCGCAUCGGUGGACGCAGAUGCCCGUGGCACCGCGCCGCCCGCAGCGGGAGAAACUUGUGCGCCGCGGUCCUGGCGACACGGAGCGGGGUUCCGGCGACACGCAGUCCGGGGCUCAGGAGGAGAUGGACCCCCCGGAGCUCACCCGGCGACUGGCCACCGUGAUCACUCACGUCGAUGAAAUUAUGCAACAAGAAAUCAGGCCCUUGGGGGCAGUGGAUCUAAUGGAACAGCUUCACAGACAGUUUGCCAUCCUUUCAGGGGGCCGAGGGAAAGAUGGCGCCCCCAUCAUCACUUUUCCAGAGUUUGUGGGGUUCAAACACAUCCCUGAAGAGGACUUCCUGAAUGUCAUGACCUACCUGACUAGCAUCCCCAGUAUGGAGGCCGCCAGCAUCGGAUUCGUCAUUGUUAUCGACAGACGAAGGGACAAGUGGAGCUCCAUAAAGGCAUCCUUGACACGAAUAGCUGUAGCCUUUCCAGGAAACUUGCAACUCAUAUUUAUUCUUCGUCCAUCUCGCUUUAUCCAGAGGACAUUCACUGACAUUGGCAUUAAAUACUAUCGGGAUGAGUUUAGAAUGAAGGUGCCGAUUAUUAUGUUGAACUCUGUCUCUGACCUUCAUGGCUACAUUGACAAAAGUCAGCUGACAGAAGACUUGGGGGGAACUUUGGAAUAUCGUCAUAGUCAGUGGAUGAACCAUAGAACUGCGAUUGAAAAUUUUGCCUUGACAUUGAAGAACACUGCCCAGAUGCUCCAGACGUUUGGCAUGUACCUGGCCAUGACGGAGCUACCCAAAGGCAUUCUGUCUGCUGAAGAUCUUCUCAUGUGCCACACCAGGCAGCGGGACCAGUUGCAGGGUGAGCUGAAAGUACUUGGAAAGCAAGGGGCCACAUUGCUGUCAUGUAUUCAAGAACCAGCCACCAAAAAUCCCAUCAGCAAACUCAACCCCAGUGAACUGGAGAAUGUAGCUACCAUGGAAAGGUUGUUAGUACAGUUGGAUGAAACCGACAAAGCCUUUAGUCAGUUUUGGUUCGAGCAUCACCUGAAGCUAAACCAGUGCCUACAACUACAGCACUUUGAGCACAAUUUUUGUGAGGUGAAGCUUGUCCUGAACAAUUUGUUGACGGAACAGGCCGAGUUUACAGACAUCGGGGACAGUGUGAUGCGCGUGCAGCAGCUUCUGAAAGAACACAGAACCCUGGAGGGAAGAGGCCAGGAGCCCCUGGAGAAGGCCCGACUGCUUGCGCUAGUGGGGGACCAGCUCAUCCAAAGCCACCAUUACGCCGUGGACACCAUCAGGCCCAGAUGUGCAGAGCUCAGGCACCUCUGCGAUGACUUCAUCAACGAGAACAAGAGAAAAGAGGAGAUGUUAGGGAAGUCCUUGGAGCUGCACAGGCAGCUGGACAAGGUUAGCCAGUGGUGUGAAGCGGGAAUCUACCUCUUGGCUUCCCAAGCUGUAGACAAGUGCCAGUCUCGAGAGGGGGUUGACGUUGCUUUGAAUGACAUUGAGAUCUUCCUGGAUGCCUCCAAGGAUUACCAGCUUCCCAACCCCAGGGACUUCUACAACCAGUUUGAGCUGAUGCUCAACACUGACACGAAGGUCAAAGCCCAGAAAGUCCUGCAGAAGCUGACAGAUGUGCAGGAAAUAUUUCACAAGCGGCAGAUGAGUCUGAUGAAACUGGCGGCCAGACAGACUCGCCCAGUGCAGCCCGUGGCCCCCCAUCCUGAGUCCUCACCCAAAUGGGUAUCACCAAAAAACACCCAGCCCUCCACAUUGGCUUCUCUUCAGAAAACAUCUGAGGGAUCUUAUUUGGAGCCAGGUUUGGACUCUCUGGAAAAGGAAGGUGAUGUGACUAAAGUUGAAGUCAAGUUUCCUUCACUUCAGAACGAAGACAUUCUUGUGAGCAGCCAUGAUGGUGAGAACCUCGUACGGGAGCGGCUUGGUAGCCCUGAAAAUCUUUCCCCUAGCAGGCGAAUCAUCCGUGACUUACUUGAGACUGAAGAGAUGUAUAUAAAAGAAAUUAAGAGCAUAAUAGAUGGAUAUAUCACUCCAAUGGAUUAUAUUUGGCUGAGGCAUCUGAUUCCAGAUGUUCUUCUGAACAACAAGGACUCUCUCUUCGGGAAUAUUAGAGAACUCUAUGAAUUUCAUAACAGGACUUUUCUGAAAGAACUGGAAAAGUGCUCUGAAAACCCUGAGCUCCUGGCACGGUGUUUUCUCAAGCGAAAAGAAGAUCUUCAAAUAUAUUUAAAAUACCAUAAGAAUCUACCCCGGGCCAAGGCAAUUUGGCAAGAAUGUCAAGACUGCGCCUACUUUGGGGUAUGCCAGCGCCAACUGGAUCACAAUCUCCCCCUUCUGAAGUAUCUUGGCGGACCGAGCGAGAGGCUUGCGAAAUACCAGCAGCUGCUGAAGGGUCUGCUGGACCUUGUGUCUCCUGCGGAUUUGGAGAUAGACCGGGGUAACCUUGAAGGAGGUUCAACUAAGAGUGGGUCAAAGAGAACCAAGGACUCAGCACUCUCAGCCGAACUACAGCAAGCAGUGGCCAUGAUGGAGGAUUUGAUCAAGUCCUGUGAGUUGGCCGUGGACCUGGCAGCAGUUACUGGAUGUCCGGACGACGUCGGGAAACUGGGCAAGCUGUUGAUGUGCGACUCUUUCAGCGUCUGGAGCAUCCACAAGGACCGUUCGAAGAUGAAGGAUUUUAUCCGAUUUAAGCCCAGCCAGAGGCAGAUCUACCUCUUUGAAAGGGGCCUUGUGUUCUGUAAGAUCCGAGUGGAUCCCAGCGGCCAGGGCCUGUCCCCUCAGCACAGCUUUAAGAAGUCGAUGAAGUUGGCAACACUUUCAAUUCGCCCGCUGGGAAAGGGGAGCACCAAAAAGUUUGAGCUCUCCAACCAAAAUGGACUUGAGAAGUACAUCCUCCAGGCAGCUUCGAAAGAAACCAGAGAUUGCUGGUUUUCAGCAAUAAGUAAAUUAUUGAUGCAGCAGCAAAGCAGUAUUAAAGAUAAUUAUGAAGAUGAAGACAAUGACAAACAGAUCUCUCCCAAAUGCUGCUCCAGCCGGGAGCCGGUCUCCGACAGCCCUGAGGAUGGAGGGGUGCCCGGAGACCUGGAGAAGGAGAGCAGCGCGCUGAGUCUCUCGGGGCUGUUCCAGCUGGACGACAGCUACGAAGCCUGUCCCCCCGACUCCUCCCAGGAAGGGAGAGACAGCGGCAAGCAAGACCCGUAGGUGCGGAGGAGGAAAGACAGCGCGCGCGGGGGUCCCGGCGGCUCCCACGGAUUGAGCCGCAGCGCCCUGCGCAGAGCACCCGGCGGAGCAGCGCGGGCGGGAGUCCGCUGGCUUGGCGGGGCCCCGCGCGGGACACGACGGGUCCCAGGGCACGGGGAGGGGUGCCCGGGGACCCCGUCACCCCUGAGAGCCGCCCGGGCCCCGGCCUGCCCCGGGAGCGCUAGUCGCCCGCAGCCUGUUCCCUGCGACGCUCUAGAGCAGGAGCCCCAGCACCCCGGCUGACCUCGCGCGCCCCCCACUUCGUGGAACUAGGGGGUUGCCUGGGCCCCCGGGACGCGGCACGCGGGGCAGGUGUGACCUGCUUCCAGAAGGUUCCGUUUUCCAGAGCCACCACUGGGCCUGCGACGUUUGCGUUUCCACUGAUCCCUUUUGAGCGAGAAUUAAUUUUCCUUUUUAUUCAUUCUUCCUAAUUUUCAUUUCAUUUGAGGUUAUCGUUUAAUUUUAUAGCUUUAAGUCACCUGUUUAUAAUUACAUUAUCUUCAAACUAGGAUGUUGUUCUUUCUCUUCCUUUCUUCCUUCCUUCCUUCCUUCCUUCCUUCCUUCCUUCCUUCCUUCCUUCCUUCCUUCCUUCCUUCCUUCCUUCCUUCCUUCCUUUCUCUCUUUCUUACUUUCUUUCCUUGCUUUCUCUCUCCCUUCCUUCCUUUCUUUCCUUUUUUCUUCCUUCCUUCCUUUCUUUCUUUCUUUCUUUCUUUCUUUCUUUCUUUCUUUCUUUCUUUCUUUCUUUCUUUCUUUCUUUCUCUUUCUUUCCUUUUCUUUCCUUCUUUCUUUCUUUCUUUCUUUCUCUCCCUUCUUCCUUCCUUCCUUCUUUCCUUCCUUCCUUCCUUCCUUCCUUCCUUCCUUCCUUCCUUCCUUCAUUUCUUCUUUCACUCUUUCUAUUCCUUUCAUUCUUUCUCUUCCUUUCAUUCUUUUUCUCUCUCUUUCUCUCUUUCUUCCUUCCUUCCUUCUUUCCUUUCUUUUCUUCUUUUUUUCUUAUUAUUUAUUUUCAGUUACUUGCUCGUAGUUAUUUUAAGAGCUGGGGGCUUAGCUUGGUGGCAGAGCUCGUGCCUAGAAUAUAAACAUUCCUGAGUUCCAGACUCCAGCACACAUGUUCCAAAGUUAUGUAUCUUCAAAUUAAUUAGCCUGACAGUCAUUUAUGGCUGAGUUAUUUACUUUCAUAGUUGUUCUACUUUUCACUAUUGAGUUUUCAGUUGUUUUUUACAUUCAUUAGAGUUCAUUGGAAGUUUUAAAAAUUAUUUUAUUUCCAGAGUAAAAUCUUUUUAGUGAUUUUACGGGGUUUUUUUACAGCCAUUUAUUUUCAGUUAAUUUUUAUUUUGAGUUAUUUAUUUUGACCAUUCGCUAAUUUAUUGCAUUGUUUAACUUUACAAUGAAUUAAAUUGUAAUAAAUGACUUGGGUGGAAGUUAGUCCGUUUUGGGCAUUGUAUGCCUGAAUUUUUUUAGAAUUUCUGAUAUACGAAAGUUUUGAGUCAUUUUUCAGGAUUCCUGUUCUUUCUUUCAAGGAUGCCUUUGCCAUUUAAAUUAUUUUCCUAUUCUGUAUUUUUGCUUAUUCUGUUUUCAGAUUUAUUUAUUUUCAGGAUUAUUUAAUAUUAUAAUGAUUUUCAGUAAGGAUCCAUGCGAGAGAGAAAGAGAGAGAUGUACUAUACCAGUUAUUUUAACAGAGAGAAGUUAAUACAAGAAGACUUGCUACACCUGCCAGAGGUGUUAUGCUGAAAGGCCGUGUGGGACACGGGGACACGAAGCAUGAGACAGGCCGUAAGUGCAGGAAGCAGCUGGCAGCGGAAGGCGGAGGGAACCAAGGGACGCGGCUGGAUUCUUCCCGUCUUGGAGCCUGGAGGUGUCGGGACGGGGCCCUCUGAGAACAGGACGUUGGGUGCAGAGCUCUGUGGCACAGGGUGUGGGGAGAAGGUCAGACUGCAGGAACUGGAACCAAUGGUCAGUCCCAGGAUGUGGAGCCAUUACCAGGGGAUGGCGACAGGAAGUCUCUCUCCCCUUCCCAAGCCUCUGGGCAGCGCGCCCGCUUGGCAAGCCUGCCGGAGCAACAGGCUGUCACAUCUCCCUACCCGAGGACAGAAAGUAGCAGGGUAGACUGCGCCGAGCAUUCCAGAGGGUCAGGGUUAGUCUGGGGUUCGGACUGGGAACUGUAGGGGACACUAGACUUGGGCUCAGACUGAGUGCUCAGUCCUCUGGCUGGUGUCUGUGCUGGGGCCACGAAGAAGGAAACUGAGAGUCUCACUGUCCAUCCAGCUCUUUCCCUGUGUGGCUGGGAAGUGACCCACGAUGUCACGUGGCUUCGUGAAAUGUUUUCGACCGGCGAGCUGAGUUCUCGGGGCCCUUGACUCAGGGCCCCCCACCUUUUGCUAACAACAGAGUAUCUUUCGUGCUACUUUGUGUGUAUGUGUGUGUGUGUGUGUGAAAUGUGUGGACCAUAGUGAUGACUUGCACAACAAAAUAAAGCUCUUUCUAUACCCAGAGG